Sphenostylis stenocarpa is the source of this 203-nucleotide messenger RNA. The record is from the annotation of a GenBank genome assembly. NCBI's taxonomy places the organism in Eukaryota, Viridiplantae, Streptophyta, Magnoliopsida, Fabales, Fabaceae.
GAGAUGUUCUGGCUCGCUUAAAAAAUAAAAUUAGCUGGACAAAGUUAAUUGAGUCAACGGUCUGUGAUAUGCCACGCAAGCACUCCACAGUAGAGAGUAUGGGGUACACCACAUUCGGAAUAUUCCACAACACCCAAAUGAUAAUUCCCUUUCAAGAUUUCACCGCACCACACACUUUUCUUCACUUUUCUCAUCACAAGUAA